Molecule: messenger RNA, 357 nt
Organism: Serpula lacrymans var. lacrymans S7.9
Lineage: Eukaryota; Fungi; Basidiomycota; Agaricomycetes; Boletales; Serpulaceae
Exons: 5
Coding region: 1-357 (118 amino acids)
Source: RefSeq, a predicted model, not a curated record
AUGGCUAGUCAAGAACGAAGUGGUUCAUUACUACGCAACGGAUACAUUACAAAUGCAAAUAGGAGACAAAAAACAAAAGACAACAACAAGGAGAAAAAAGAGGAAGAGAAUGGAAAGGAGGAAGAUGAAGUAGAAGAAAGGGCAGGGGAGACAACAACAGCAACUCAAAACGAGGAAGGGACAACAACGGAAAAAGAAAAAUGGAUAAUUGCCAAAGGGAAUGGAAACGAGAAAGAGAGACAUUGGGAGAGUUACAAAGAUGGGCAAAAGAACCGAGCCGAAAAAGUGAAAAAGUUAAUCACAAUUGGACAAGAACUAUUGAAGGAGCAAAAACAAAAACAGAAGUACAACCAGUAA